Molecule: messenger RNA, 2038 nt
Organism: Pararge aegeria (speckled wood butterfly)
Lineage: Eukaryota; Metazoa; Arthropoda; Insecta; Lepidoptera; Nymphalidae
Exons: 6
Coding region: 343-1278 (311 amino acids)
Source: RefSeq, a predicted model, not a curated record
UUUAAGGUUAUGGUGCAAUUUUUACGAUAUUUUUGAUUUUGUAUUUUGAAAAUUUUACAUGAAAGUAUCAAAAUUUUAAAUUUGUAAAUCGGAUACUAAUGUUGCUCGUGACUGCAUAACACGUUUUCAAAUCAUACGAGACCGUCCUAAUAUUGUACUAACAAUCUAAUGUUUGCUUGUAUUUUGUUAUCAUUCCAUUUAUUUUGAUUUGGUACUAAUUCUUACAAGAUUUAUAAACUGUAAAGAAGUACUACUUAUUGUGUAAAGUAAAGUUAGAAACUGUUCGCAUGAACUCCCAAUCUAAGUAAUCAAAUGUAAAGGUAUGUUCAUGAAUUGGUUGCAAUGUCUUUACCAAAAAUUAAGGAACAAAGUAGACUUUUGGACUUGUCUAGUGAUGAAGAGUCAGAUUUACAGCUAGAAAUUAUCCCAAACAGAAAAAGGAAAAUCACAAGAAAGGAACGUAACAGACAUGCAGCACCAAAAAUAGCAGAACCUAACAUAGGGCAAGAAGUACAAUGUGCACUUUGCUGGGCUGUCCGAGGCACCCUGCUACUUUGGCUCCUGAUGCUCACAUGGAUAUGUGCUGCGCUUUAUGACCAAGUCACAACUAUGAAGUACGAUGUUGACAAAGUAUCAACGAGCAGUGCAGGCGUCGGCGACGAAUUACAAGUAUGCCACACACAAGCAAAAGAAUUAAGAACGAAUGCGAGCGAACUUAGCGCUCGAUUAAACAAAUUGGAGCUCGAUUUCCAACAACUGUCGAAACAAAUGACACAGGCGGCGAAAGAGUUGAGCUCCGUGUCCGAACAGCUGUCUGCAGCGCCAAAAUUAGCAGACAUGCCGCGUCGCCUGGCGGAGUUGCAGCGGACCGUUGCUGACUUCGGAUCCCAGAUAAGCGGUUUCGACAGUUCACUAACGUCGACUCGCAAGCAAGCCGCUACAGCCACGUCGGGGGUCGAGGAAUUGAAGACUCUACUCUCACAGCUUCAAGGCAAAACGAACGAGACAAUCGCAAACCUAACAGUGACGUCACAGAAAGAGGAUGAAAUGAAGCAACAAAUAACUGCCUUGAAUACUACACUUGUUAGCAGGCUCGACGGGCUACAAGCGCGACUUGACGAUAUGAACAAGCCGUUAAGCAUAGUGGCACCAGUAAGCUCGUUGACACUCGCGCCAAGUGUCGCAUCGCCUGCGCCAGUCCCACCGUCUGCGCCAGUCGCUGGAGUUAACGCUUCAAUCCCAGGACCAGCAAAACCUAUCUUGCUCCAGUCAAAUUAAAGUAAGGCAUGCUCAUAAACUUGUCAACGUCCAUACGACAAAUAUUAUUUUUCAAAAAAAAAAAACAAUUGUCAAAAAGAUACCAUCCAAAUUAGAAAAUUAAUGGUAAGGUUAUGAUAUUUUUCUGAAAAAGUACUUCUGUUGGAUUUAAAACGGAAAACACACAGGAGCCUGGGCGGAUAGAAAUUGGACCACGCAAUCAGGUAAAAAUACAUUUCAUACUUGCAUAGUGUGUACGAUUUUAAAAAACACUAGCACCAGCAUAGGGAGACAAAAAUUUUAUCCUUCGAUUAAAUACACUGAUAACGUAUAAAAUAAAUGAUGACAGGGAAAUUGAGAAGUUUACCGCCUUUUGAUAUUACAGUUAUUUUAUUUGGACAAGGCCCGUGCACCCAUGCUCGGAGAGUGUAUAAAACUGGGUGAUUAACCUGGGAUAACCAGUUUGUACUUUCCCCGCAGAUAUCAUGUCUCCUGCCCGAUGCUAGCCGUGUAGAUGGUGUCAAAAAAAUGGUUUUAGCCAUGAACUCAUUUUUAUUUGGUAACUUGUGUUAUAUAGCCAAAUAUCCUUUUGAUACCAAUAAUGUCGUACAAAAGGACGAGAGUCCAUAGCUUUCUAGCAGUUUAACAACUUUCAUAAAACUAACUUUAUUCCAUUUUUUUUUGCUUGUCUUAUUAUGGAAACUAUCUGCUCAUAACUUUUUAGCGUAAAAGCAGUUAAGAGAAUAUAUAUAUUUUUUGUUUUUAUUUAUUUUAAAGCUUC